Messenger RNA from Trichomonas vaginalis G3, 1737 nucleotides. Its product is annotated as protein ubiquitination. Gene Ontology annotation, molecular function: protein binding. The transcript has a single exon. The record is from RefSeq and is a predicted model, not a curated record. Lineage: Eukaryota; Parabasalia; Trichomonadida; Trichomonadidae. The coding region runs from base 1 to 1737 and encodes 578 amino acids.
AUGACAAUUUUCGAAGAUAAUCUUGAACAAUUCCAAGAAAAACUCCAACAAAACGAUCUUAGAUACAGAUAUGGAUCUUGGAGUAGUACACCACAUAUUGAUUUAGCCGCAGCUUGCGGUAGUAUUAAUAUUUUUAACUUUUUACUUUUAAAUAAUUCCCAAAUUACAAAUAAAACGGCAAAGCGUGCGAUAGAAGGCGGAAACAUAGAUAUAAUAAAGAUAUUGCAAAACAAAAACAUCAGUUUUGACCAUUGCUUACGGAAGUCAAUUAAAGCUCAUCGAAAUACAAUUAGUGACUGGCUUCUCAGUAAUUUUUCUUGCGAGAAAAUCGAUCUAAUCUACUGUCUUGUCAAAGGUAACACACAAGCUGCUAAUUUUCUCAUUCAAAAUCAAAUAAUAAUUCUUGAAAAUCCUAAAUACGCCAUAGAUUUGACUUCUCUCGGUGUAAUUCGCGGAAAUUUAGAUCUUGUUAACUACUUCUACAGCCUGCAGCACGAAACAGUUUCGAGCGACAUCGAAGUCAUUGUCGACCAAAAAGAAGUGGAAGAGAUGGAGUCAGAGCUUAAGAAGAGAGAGGAAGAGAGGAAACUUCUUGAAGAAGAAGUCAAACGCCAGCAGGAGAUCAACAGACUGAAACAAAUUCAUGCUCAAAACGAGCAGAGACUCAAACUUUUGCAGAAUAUGAAACAAGGAAAACAAAUUUUGAAUCCUAACGAACCUAUUUACGUCGGAAGUUCCACAUCAGAGGAAGAAAAAGAAGAAGAACAAGAAAAAGAGGAGGAAGAAGAAGAUCUUAGCGAAAUGUACUUCAGAUGGAAACACGACAGAUACUACAGAUACUACCAUGAAGAAGAAGAAGAGGAAGAGGAAGAAGAAGAAAGGGAGGAAGAUAAACACAUUGUUCAUCCACCAAUUACUUAUUCCGUUGUCAACAAUUUCUUUGAAAUAACAAAGUUUUUGGUUGAAAAAGGAGAAGAUGUGAAUUACAAACCAAAAUUCCACUCUGAAUGCGAUUUUACAGACUAUAUUAAGGGAAGUAACUCUCUUUUAUCAAUAGCUAUCAAAAAGAAAAACACGGAAAUAGCGAAACUUCUCAUUGAAAACGGUGCUGACGUAAACUAUGAAUGCGAAAAAGAUGGAAUAACAUGGCCUAUGCUUGCUUACUCAAUCAAAAAGCAUCUAUUUGAGAUAUCUAAACUUCUGAUUGAAAAAGGAGCCCUUCCUUACAGAUCAGUGAAGAGACAGCAUAGAUUUUAUUCAGUAGACAGGUUGUGGACACCACUAAUUUUGGCUGUAAAAGAGGAUUCUCUCGAAUUGGUCAAAAUUAUUGUUGAAAGAGGCGCUUAUAUAGAUUUCUAUGUCGAAGAACAUUUCGGUGUUAAUACUGCAAUGACAAUGGCUGUGCAGUGCAGGAGAUUUGAGAUGCUAGACUAUCUUAUAUCUAGGGGUGGAAAUGUCAAUGAAUUCCACACAAUUACACCUCUUUUUGUUGCAGUUAAAAAUAAUGAUGCUGAAAUGAUAAAGUUUUUGGCUGCAAGAAAGGUCGACUUGAAUAAAGAAUUAUACAUAGAAAGAAGACAUCUAACUCCUCUUGCUUACGCAGCUUACCUUGGAAAGACAGACGCUGCCAGAGCUCUGAUUGAAGUUGGUGCCGACACUAAGUUGAGAAAUCCACUAGGGCAGGCCCAGAGACAGAAACACAUGGAUAUAGUUGGUUUGCUUUCUAAAGGUGUAUGA